AUGGUGUGGUUGUUCGGCGCCUCACGUCUCGAAGAAGUCACCACUCAAACAAUUCUGCCGUCCUUCGAAUCUUAUCGUGUGACCGCUAUACUUCUACAUCGCCCAACUCAAGGUCCUGUUUCUGUUUCAUCGUUCAACCUAGGUUUCACUCUAUACGCUCGCCUUUAUCAGCCUGGUUUCGUUCUCCAACUUUCGCCCAAACUCAACCACGUAUCGUCUUUGGCCACAAUCACCGCCGGACGACGCCCAAUCCCCGGACGCUGCCUAACGUCUGGACGAUAA
This is a messenger RNA of Mesocestoides corti, 282 nucleotides long. The record is from the annotation of a GenBank genome assembly. NCBI's taxonomy places the organism in Eukaryota, Metazoa, Platyhelminthes, Cestoda, Cyclophyllidea, Mesocestoididae.